Racocetra fulgida is the source of this 778-nucleotide messenger RNA. NCBI's taxonomy places the organism in Eukaryota, Fungi, Glomeromycota, Glomeromycetes, Diversisporales, Gigasporaceae. The record is from the annotation of a GenBank genome assembly.
AUGUCAAGUAAACGUCGUCCCAACGGCGCUAGUAACGUAGCAGAGGCAAAAGCACCACAUAAUACAACAAUGCCGAACGGGCCUGUCAAUGGAAUUAAAGUCGGUGAAAACGAUCCACACAAAGUGAUCAAGGUGGUUGCUAGUGAUGGAAAAACUGGAGAAGAGUUUGAUUUAUCUUACACUGUUACCAAAGUAAUUGGAAAUGGUUCCUUCGGUGUAGUAUUUCAAGCAAAACUAAUUAAUUCAGGUGACGAGACCGCAAUAAAAAAAGUACUUCAAGAUAAACGGUUUAAGCGAGAUGAAGUUUAUCUCAACCUCGUACUCGAAUAUGUCCCUGAAACUGUUUAUAGAGCAUCCAGAAUGUACACUAAAAGCAAACAAACAAUGCCAAUGCUUUACGUUUGGUCAACGGGCUGUGUUAUGGCCGAAUUAAUGCUCGGACAGCCUCUAUUCCCCGGAGAAAGUGGUAUUGAUCAAUUGGUAGAAAUUAUCAAAGUUUUAGGUACACCUACAAAAGAGCAAAUCAAAACCAUGAAUCCGAACUAUAUGGAGCAUAAAUUCCCUCAAAUCAAACCUCAUCCAUUUUCAAAGGUCUUCCGCGCUAGGACACCACCCGAGGCUAUUGAUCUUAUAUCUCGCCUUCUGGAUUAUACCCCAUCUAACCGGUUGACAGCAAUUGAGGCAAUGUGUCAUCCAUUCUUUGAUGAACUUCGAAAUCCAGAAACGAGACUUCCUACUGGAAAGGAACUACCAAAACUUUUUGAUUUUACUGAACAAG